CUUGUGCACAUCUGGUUUUGGCAGGGUCGCAGAGUUGCGGGGGAGGGACUAUUUCAGUGUGUGUGUGUGUGUGUGUGUGUGUGUGUGUGUGUGAGCGAGCACGGUCUGCGCCUGAACUCUGUAAUUCGCAGCAGAUGACCACUUGAGGGGAUGGAGGCUUUAUUGGGGUGGUGAGCGCUCUCUCAGACAGCAUCAGAGCGCACUGCAAAAAUUAAUUUGCUUUCUAGGAGAUGCUGCUAAGUGAUGAAGCCGCGUGCUUGAUGUGUACAGCACUUUUCUCUCCACUUCUCGGAGCCACAAGUGGAUUAUGGACAAGUCGAUCUCCAGCGUGAGAGAGGAGAGGGGCGACUGCACCUGAACAACACAAAGCGAAUGCCGCAUCACUCUCUGGCUGUGCCAGCCGCGCAGUGGGAAUGGAUACCGGCAAUUUCCUCGCGGGGAUAUGCUUUUUCCUGCUGUCGCUCAAUGGGCUCGCCUCUUCCUCACCGGCGACAAGCUUUUGUCCCGACCGCUGUGACUGUCAGCACCCGCAGCACCUCAUGUGCACCAACCGCGGGUUGCGCACCGUGCCCAAACCCGCCGCGCGGGUGUCCGAGGAGGUGCUGAUCUUCAGCCUUGGGGGUAACUUCAUUAGUAACAUCUCUGCCUUCGAUUUCACACGGUACAGUAACCUCGUGCGGUUGAAUUUACAGUACAAUCAAAUACAAAAUAUUCACCCAAAAGCAUUUGAGAAACUCUCCAGGUUGGAGGAGCUGUAUUUGGGACAUAAUCUUUUAUCAAAUAUCCCCGCUGGGACUUUACAGUCCCUGAAGAAAUUAACUAUUCUCUGUGGAAAUAAUAAUGACAUUAAGAAAAUCACACCGGAGCUCUUUGCCAACUUGGAUACUCUUGUUAAACUGCGUCUGGAUGGCAACUCAAUAGAAUCUCUGCAGGACUCUGUUUUUAAAAGUUUGACCGGCCUACAUUAUCUGCACCUGGAAUCCAACAAACUGCAGCACAUUCACAGAAACGCUUUCUCCAAACUCACCAACCUGCGCUUUCUAAACCUGGCGCACAACAAGCAGUCAGCCGUGCGCAAUGCCCUCACUUUCUCCCAACUCAAAGCUCUGACAACUCUACUGCUGUCUGAGAAUGAAAUUCAGUACGUCGGGAACCACGUCUUCCAAAAUCUGAAAAAGCUGUCCAGACUGUCCCUCAGCAACAACAGGAUCUCUCGUCUGGAAAGCGAGGCUCUCAGGGGGCUGUCGAGCCUCAGAGAACUUCUGAUUGACGGCAACGAGCUGGAGGAAAUCCCCGCCGGUCUCCUGGACUCUCUGGAGCGCAUCGAGGAGCUGGACUUCAGUCGCAACCGGAUUUCCAGUGUGGACUCUUUGGCUUUUAAGCAACUUAAACAUCUGAGGGUGCUGAAGCUGAAGAACAACAUGCUCACCAGCCUGUCCGGGGACAUUUUUGCCCUCAACAACGUGCUUUACGACCUGGAUCUCCACGGCAACAACUGGACGUGCGACUGUCGCCUGGAGGAGCUGAAAAGAUGGAUGACUGCUGCGCGUUCUCAGGGCAAACUGUUAACUGUUUUUGUAAAGUGUCAUCACCCAGCAACUCUGAGGGGGAAAUAUCUGGACUAUGUGAACAGCUCCCAGCUGCAGCCCCUCGGGAACUGGACCCACUUGUGCAGGAGCCAAGCUGGGCCUGAGGAGAGCAGGGGAGGUGGGGUGUUGGUAAAGGUUGGGGGGAAAGAGGGAGGAACUGCGGAUAUAAUAAAUCAGGAGGGGAGAGGUGAAGAAGGCCAGGUGGAGGAGGCAGAAGGUGUAGAUUUGAGACAGGGCAGCAGGGAUGGAGUCACAAUGAGGAAUGGGGGAGAGAAAAGGAAGAGAGAGGGACAGGUGGAGGUGGAAAUCCAGGGAGACCAAGGGGGUCUAGAGAUGGCAGAAGCCUCCUCUCUGCAAAGGAAGAAACCAAAGAAAGAGUCACUCAGUCCAAGAUCACAACCUGCUGCUGAGGCUGCUGGGAAACGUGCCAAAGGUAGACGAAGGUCAAAUGUCAUUUCCAAAACUGAUCCAGCACCUACUUCCACUCAAGGUCUUGCUGGAAACCAGGACAGAAGCUCCACUGAUCCAAACAUAGGGUUCACCACCACUUCUUCAGUCCAGUCAGGAGAAAAGUUCGACCUUCUGAGGUCAGAUCAGGAGGCUCUACCUGUAAUCACAGAUCCUUGUGUGUUCAACCGCCAUUUUAUCACUAAUGUUUCAGUGGAUCAAGUGACAUCUAGUACUGUCACCAUCUACUGGACCACCAGGGAUCAUCACCGCUACACACCAGGAUCUGGACCUGGCCUAGAUGAAGUCCACUACAGGAUUCUGUUCGACCGUUUUGGCACUCCAGAACGUUUCCCCCGCUAUGUUUACGCUCGUGGCACAGCUCGCUCUGUAACCCUUAGAGAACUCAGCUCAGAUGUGACCUACAUGGUCUGCGUGGAGGGAGUAGUAGGAGGAUCUGUGUGUCAAGUUGCACCCCGUGACCACUGCGCAGGGCUCGUCACUCUCCCGGAGGGACUCAGCCGUGGAGGCCUGCUGACCUCUGACCUCCAGCUGGUGACGGUGGCCACACUGGCUGGGAACGCUGUGCUGCUGCUGGUCAUUGGCGGGGUCUGGCUGGGGCGGAGCCUGAAAAGGAGGCUGCAGAGGAGGAAGACGGCCGUGCAUGUGAGGCACAUGUACUCCACCAGGCGACCGUUCCGUCCCACCGUGGCGACUGCAUCAGUGUCCGCUGACUUCACCAGCUACCAAAGCAGCCGCCCAGCCCGACUUGCACCACUAGAGGAAGGGGACCUCAUUGAGUUCCCUUGCGACCGCUUUCUGGACACGAACAGUGUUCACAGAGACAGUGACAUGCAGAGAUUCACUGACUAGAGCUACACCAUGAAAACUCUAACAAUGUUGACAUGUGUAUUGCUUGUGCUGCAAAACACAAAGUCCCCUCUCCUGACGCACCACUAUCAUAUUAAACACACAGGUGUGUUUGUUGCUGUGAUCAAACCAAGUCAACAAUCCCACCAUUUUGUGUUUUGGAUUCUUGUCGGACCAUAAGAAUAACUUUAAAAGUGACUUUAGAACAGCUGAGAUCAUCAGUGCCUUUUCAGACAUCAGAGGAAGUCUAAUCCCUCUCACGUCCUCUUCCUGCUUUGUGCCUUUCCUCUUUCAUUUCCUUGCACCUGCGAGUGCUCUUAAAAGUGUGAUUUGUGUGUGUGUGUGUGUGUGUGUGUGUGUGUGUGUGUGUUUUCACAUCAAUGAUUGAUCACUGAUUUCAACCAUGGUGCUAAUGUUGAGUUCAGAGACAUCAUAUUGUCUCAUGUUUGUACAGCGUGUAAUGAUGGCUGCUGGUUGGCAGGAAAAAAAACAAUGACACUUGUUUUGUAUCAUGUCAUCUAUCAUGUUUUAUACUUUUUUAUAUAAAAUUCUGCAUUACAUGAAGAAGUAAAAUCCCCAACAAUGUGACUGAUUUGUCAUUGGAGUCUUUAUGGAUGAUUUACCUUUAUAGUAGAUGUUACUGUAUCUGUGGCUUUAAAAUAUCGGUUACAUAAGCCACUAGGAAUGUUAAGCACAAGGGGAUUAUAUUUCUUGAGAUAGGGGGAAUAUAUACAUUUAUAGAAAUAAGGAUUACUUGAAUCAGCCUUUUGAACCCGGGGCUGUGUUUUGCUCCGCUUACACACCAUAUAUGCCUCAGCUAAGCCGGACAGAUAUUAAUUUCAGGACUGCAGGGCUGCUCAGAAAUCAUUUGGCAUGUGAGUGGUACGAUACAUGUUUCAGGAUAUUUUUAAAACCAGAAUGGGUCACUUGUUAUUGACCGGCAAUAUCAGCUCUAACAUAUUCCUCAUAUUUUUAUCUAUGGAGCAAUUAAUGAGUUUUCUUUCCCUGCUGCAACUGAUUUCUGGUGCUUUAGAGGGAGAAAUAAACAAUGUGUGAGGGUGGGGAAGAUAAUAGCAAUAAUAUGUUAGACGAGCAAAUGUGUGUGUGUGCAUCCGUGCUUUUGCAUGCGUGUCAAGAUGAGGUCUGGUAAUAGUUAAGCAGUCCCUUUGUUUGAGUAGACAGGGUGGGGUGCCUCCCACACUCACUCCAAAUCAGGCACAUACGCACAAAGACACAUGGACACACACACAUGGAUGCACAAUUCCAUGGAUGCAAAGUAUAUUCACAUCACUAGGCGCUCCAGAUGUCAGAACGAAAAGCUUUUGACAUAAAGACAUGUUAAGACUGUGCGUUAAAGAGUUUACAGUUGGAAAAUUAAGUCCUUAAGUUUGGAGCGCUUUCCUUUACUGAUGGUGGAUAUAAUCAAACAAAUUAAACAUUUAAAUGAAUUCAUAAAGACUAUUUUUAAAUGUGUCUUUGUGUAUUAGAUAUGAUUGUACUGGCAAAACAUAAAACAGGCUGUGAUCUUUGCUGACCACUCCAGUUGUUACAGUCGACUACCACUAACACAACCAGUCACUAGAU
Molecule: messenger RNA, 4490 nt
Organism: Epinephelus moara (kelp grouper)
Lineage: Eukaryota; Metazoa; Chordata; Actinopteri; Perciformes; Serranidae
Gene: tril
Product: TLR4 interactor with leucine-rich repeats
Exons: 1
Coding region: 414-2909 (831 amino acids)
Biological process (GO): modulation of chemical synaptic transmission; synaptic membrane adhesion; regulation of axonogenesis
Cellular component (GO): glutamatergic synapse; postsynaptic density membrane; plasma membrane
Molecular function (GO): cell-cell adhesion mediator activity
Source: RefSeq, a predicted model, not a curated record